This is a messenger RNA of Bradysia coprophila, 1494 nucleotides long. RefSeq names its product ribonucleoside-diphosphate reductase subunit M2 (gene RnrS). Gene Ontology annotation, cellular component: cytosol. Gene Ontology annotation, biological process: deoxyribonucleotide biosynthetic process. The record is from RefSeq and is a predicted model, not a curated record. NCBI's taxonomy places the organism in Eukaryota, Metazoa, Arthropoda, Insecta, Diptera, Sciaridae. Gene Ontology annotation, molecular function: ribonucleoside-diphosphate reductase activity, thioredoxin disulfide as acceptor.
AACACUGACGUGUAGCCAAAAUGCGGUCAUUGGCUGAAUAGGCUGAAUAGGCGAAAGUGCACAGCAAUCUUUUUACCGCCAAAACAAACCUCGUAAAGAUAUAAAUUUUCCACAGUACGCGUUUUACUACUCCUUCGUACAUUUUAAUUGCAACAGACUAUUUACGAGAAACUAAAGAAUGGAAAAAGAAAAUAUUUCCAAUAACAUGGCUCGCUUCUCAUUGAAGAGUCCGAGAAAAGUUUUAACAGAACCGUCGCAGAUCGCAUCCAAACUACCAAAACUACAGUCUCUCGAUGAACCAGUCAAACCCAAUGAGUUAACGGAUACUGACAUGUCUAUCGCCAACAAACAAUCGACUUCAUUCGAUCCGCAAUUGGAGCCACUACUUCGUGAAAAUCCUCGGCGUUUUGUUAUUUUUCCCAUUCAAUAUGAGGAUGUCUGGCAAAUGUAUAAAAAGGCCGAGGCAUCGUUUUGGACAGUCGAAGAAGUGGAUCUCAGUAAAGAUACGGUAGAUUGGGAGAAUAAACUGAACGAAAAUGAGCGCAAGUUUAUCAGUCACGUACUUGCCUUUUUUGCCGCAUCCGAUGGUAUCGUCAACGAAAAUUUAGUGGAACGAUUCAGCCAAGAAGUGCAGAUCACCGAGGCUCGUUGCUUUUACGGUUUUCAAAUUGCAAUGGAAAAUGUCCAUUCCGAAAUGUACAGCAUCUUAAUCGACACUUUGAUUAAGGACAAAAAUGAGAGGGAUUACUUAUUCAACGCCAUCGAAACGCUUCCUUGUGUAAAGAAGAAAGCUGAUUGGGCACUACAAUGGAUCGGCAGCAAAACGGCCAAUUUCGGUGAACGUAUUAUCGCUUUUGCAGCAGUGGAGGGUAUUUUCUUCAGUGGCAGCUUUGCAUCGAUUUUCUGGUUGAAAAAGAGGGGCUUAAUGCCUGGUUUGACAUUCUCGAACGAGUUGAUCUCACGCGACGAAGGAUUACACUGUGACUUUGCAUGUUUGAUGUUCAAACAUUUGCAACAAAAACCAACUGACGAAAGAAUAAUUGAAAUUAUUCGAGAAGCUGUGAAGAUUGAACAGGAAUUCUUAUCGAUUGCAUUACCUGUGUCUAUGUUGGGCAUGAAUUGUGGGUUAAUGUGCGAAUAUAUUGAGUUUGUUGCUGAUCGACUGCUCAAUGAACUGAAUGUUGAAAAGAUCUACAACACCAAGAAUCCAUUCAGUUUUAUGGAGUUGAUCUCAUUGGAAGGCAAGACAAAUUUCUUCGAGAAGAAGGUUGGCGAAUACCAAAAGCAAGGAGUUAUGGCUAAUAACAGUGACAGUGUGUUCACUCUGGACGCAGACUUUUAAGAUAAAUAGCCAAGACGAUGCCUAUUAAUUUAACCUAAGCAAAUUAUAUUAACUGAUCAGCGAUUGAAAACAGUUUGAUGUUGUGACAAUUGAAAGUAUUUCUUAAAUUUACAUUUAUUUUCAAAAAAAUAUAAAUUUUCCAUUAAAACAAG